CUCGUCAGUGGGGGCAGCUGAUAGUUUAAUGCUCAUUGACCAUGCAAUCUGCAUUUACCAAAAGCAAUUCAUCUUCAAAUCUCUCCUGCAUUUCGUUUCCUUGACUCGCAAAGAUGGCUGAAGCUUUCGUUAGUGUUGUUGUGGGAGAAGUGGCGUCAAAAGCGGCGUCAGCUGCGGUUGAGAUGAUAAACCUUGGAUGGGGCUUCAAGGAUGAGAUGCAGAGGCUUGGUAACUCACUAGAAAUGAUUGGAGCUUUCUUGCGAGAUGCAGAGGGAAACCAAAAGCAAAUGAACUCAGUGAAGCUUUGGUUGAAGAGGCUCAGAGAUGUUGCUUAUGAGGCUGAUGAGGUCCUGGAUGAGAUUGCUUAUGAGUUUCUCAGAAGGAAAGUGGAGAUUGGGGAUCAGAUGUGGAGAAAGGUACGAGACACUCCAUCUACUGUCACAUUUCAGCACAACAUGGCUAAUAAAGUUAAGGACAUCCUUAAUUCCUUGGACGACCUUAACAAAAUAGCCAAAGACUAUGGUCUCCAACAGUUAGCCAUAGAUCAAAGAAUUUAUAUCCCAUCAAAUGUGGAGACAGUCUCCUUUCUGGAUGACUCAAACAUUGUUGGAAGGAAAAAUGAUGUCUCAAAAGUUAUUGACAUGUUAGUCAGUCCCCAAGAUGAACGAACUGUCUUUGUUGUGCCUAUAGUUGGAAUGGCGGGUAUCGGGAAAACUACUUUAGCAAGGCUAGUUUACCAUGAUGUGGAUGUGGAAAGGCGUUUUGAUGUAAGAUUUUGGGUGUGUGUUUCGGAUGAUUUCAAUGUGAAAAGAAUUUUAAGAGAAAUGCUGGAGCAUGAUAUGAAUUAUCAGCAGACCUCGAUACCUCAAAACUUGAAUGCUUUAACGGAAAAACUGAAGGGGAAGAUUGAGCAGGCCAAAAGGGGAAAUGAACAGAUCAAAUAUCUUCUUGUACUUGAUGAUGUGUGGAAUGUUGAACAAUGGGAUGAACUAAUGUGGUGUUUGGAAGGGGUUAAUAAGAAUCGGGGGAAUAAAGUUAUUGUAACAACCCGCAUUGAAGAUGUGGCAUUAAAAGUGGAAACACUUCCUAAUCAAAGGCAUCAGCCUGGAAAAUUAAAAGAUGAGGAGUGCUGGUCCAUAAUUAAAGAAAAAGCAUGUGGAGACUCCCCAAUAUCUCCAAGCUUAGUGUUAAUUGGCGAGGAAAUUGCUAAACAAUGUCAUGGUGUGCCUUUAGCAGCAAAAGUUAUUGGAGGGACAAUGCGCAAAAUUGAAAGGAGUUGGGCUGCAUGA
Gossypium arboreum is the source of this 1289-nucleotide messenger RNA. RefSeq names its product putative disease resistance protein RGA3. The record is from RefSeq and is a predicted model, not a curated record. Lineage: Eukaryota; Viridiplantae; Streptophyta; Magnoliopsida; Malvales; Malvaceae. Gene Ontology annotation, biological process: defense response to other organism. The transcript is spliced from 2 exons. Gene Ontology annotation, molecular function: ADP binding. The coding region runs from base 114 to 1289 and encodes 391 amino acids.